This is a messenger RNA of Thamnophis elegans (Western terrestrial garter snake), 6889 nucleotides long. It is a transcript of the gene TNS3, whose product is annotated as tensin 3. The coding region runs from base 1552 to 3327 and encodes 591 amino acids. Lineage: Eukaryota; Metazoa; Chordata; Lepidosauria; Squamata; Natricidae. Gene Ontology annotation, biological process: protein dephosphorylation. The transcript is spliced from 15 exons. The record is from RefSeq and is a predicted model, not a curated record. Gene Ontology annotation, molecular function: protein binding; protein tyrosine phosphatase activity.
UCAAGACUUAUUUUUGCCCUUUAUAUUUUUUAAAACGACUAUUAAGUUAGUUUAAAAUAAUCUCCAUUUUAUUGCCUUUCAAAGUUACAGACAAGACUGCAAUAAUUUUUUAAGUGCUGCACUCCCAUGGUCCCAUUGAUGGCAGCCUUUAUGCUAAAGUGAGGGAAAAAAAGCUCCUCUGAUGCCAGCAUUCCAAGCAGAAUCAAAGGUGUUGCAAGUAAUAACUCUGAUCAUAGUGAUCAUACCCUAUCUGUGAGUAGUGAUUCAGGACCAUUCUACAGCUUCUGUAAGGACAGAAAAAACUGAGGAACAACCUCCAGUAGUAAAAACCAAUCUUGAGUCUCCGGGAGAAGGAAGAACUUGAUCACUUGCUUAGUGGAUUUGGUCUAGACAACUCAAUCAUCUGUUCAUGGAUAUGACUGAUGCCCAAAGCAAUAUAGUGGGACUCAGCAUACAGUGCCAGCCCAAGUUCAUGUUAAUGGAGAUGACAAACCCAAGGAAAGAGAGACAGAUAUUCUAGAUGAUGAGAUGCCCACUUAUGAUCUUCACAGUGUGGAUAGUAUUGGAACAUUGUCUUCCUCUGAAGGUCAGCAGGCUAACCAGCUUGGGAAUUUGAGCUGCCAUAAGAGUUGUCAGAAUUCCCUCCUGUCAGAUGGCUUUGGAAGUAAUAUUGGAGAAGAACAUCAUAACAUUCUGACUGCAGAUCUGGGAAUUAAUGUUGACUCUGUGUAUGAAAGGCCCUUUGGAAGGACUAAUACAAAAAGUUGUCAACAGCUGACAAAGAAUCCUCCAGUUUCCACCCAUCCAUCCUAUAGCGUCAGUAGCUAUUCAACUCAGACAUGGGUGCGCCAACAGCAAAUGGCAAUUGCUAAUCAGUAUAUCAGUUCUCCAGAGAAUGAAAUUGGAUUUGGUAUUCAUAACAUAGUUGCAAAUGUGGGAAACCUGGAAAAUCAAGCCAGAGUUCCAAAUACAUUUCUCCAAAGUUCCAGCAGUAGGAGUGAGGUCCAGAGGAGGCUUGGGAGUAUACCAUCUUCUAGUAAUGUGGUUGAAAAAUUUGAACCAGAGGUUUAUAAAUUAAGAUUACUCUCUGAAAAAAGUGUAAAUAAUAAUGAAUUGAAACAGAAUACAAGUAGCAGUGCUGGAGUUUUGCCAUCUUCACCAACUUUGGAUAUUGAUCAGUCAAUUGAACAGCUAAACAGACUAAUCUUGGACUUGGACCCCAACAUUUGAGCCUAUUCCUAACCGCAUUGGUGUUGUCACAGAGAUUCCGAUCAGCUGGAUGGCUUUGUCCGUCCUCAAAGAGAUGAAGAAAGGCUUGGGAGGGGCUCUAGGAUCCAUGUGAAAACUGAGGUCAUUACCAAAAACUCAUCCCAGCAGGGUUUUCAAGAUGAUGGCAUAUUAAAUGGGAAAAACAAGAAGUUAAAUCCUGAAUCUUAUGACAAUGAUAUUGCAACACAACCAAUAUGCAGAAAGUAUAGAUGGAAAAAAUCUGAUGUCCUUGACCAUUCUUUAGGACAGGACUUCUUUGCCUCUGCAAUAAAAGCCAAAGAGAUGAGUGGUGUAAGUUACCUGGAAAACCCAAAUGAAGGAGAUGGAAGCAUUUUCUCACCCAGCAAAAACGCAACAGUUCUACUAACUCCAGCAUUUCCUGUAUCACCAGAGACUCCCUAUGAACCCCGAGGUUACAUAGAAGAUCUUAAUCACUCCACUGUGAUAUCUGACAGUUCAAGAACUCCAAAUCCAUCCUUGUUGCAGGCUGGCAUAGAAUCAGUUCCUUCUCAUCACCAGCCUUUUGCGGCUACAUGUUCAGUUUCAAAUGAUACCACUGUUCCAAGAAAAGAGAGUUCAACAGAUGAACAUAUUUGGCAUCCAAACAAUUUUCAGCCUUCCUUGAUGCCUCAAUUUCCAGAAAUGAGUAACAUCAAUGUAGGAAGUUACCUCAUGUCUCCAGAUCUUUCUGUUCCUGAGCAAAAUGAUUUAUACUUCCAGACAAAAGGACUUCAGCCUCGGACAUUUAACAAUCUAGCAAAUAUAACAGCUGUGCCACAACAGGACCUUACAGCUUGUGAUCGCAUCCAAACUUUUCAGAAUUAUGAUGAGACCGUUUCUAACAGUAACCAGUUAGUGGAAGAAAAAAACCUUUCUUUUAUGGCAAAUGCUGAUAGGUCUCCCAAAAUAAUGAAAUCUAUGGUGGACAGUAGUUUUUUGCCACAAACCUCCCUUGUAUCAUCUUCUGGAUAUACUAAUCAGCAAAUCCAGGGAUUGCAAAUGUAUCCACAAACUCCUAUUCCUGAGAAGAAAAUGAUUUCUGAGGCAGAACAUUCUUUUGGCUAUGCCACGCCUUCUUCAAGUGGUUUCUCCAGUCCACAUAGUGGAAGCACUAUCAGCAUUCCAUUUCCAAAUGUUCUUCCAGAUUUCUCUAAAGUUGGAAACACACCACCAGUGAUCGAAAAUAAGGGUGAUCAACAUGUAACUGUAAACUUUGUCCAAGAUACUUCCAAAUUUUGGUAUAAACCAGAGAUUUCCAGAGAACAAGCUAUUGCUGUCCUCAAGGACAAGGAAGCUGGGUCAUUCAUUGUUCGUGACAGUCAUUCCUUCAAAGGUGCCUAUGGUUUGGCCAUGAAGGUUGCUAUACCUCCUCCUUCAACAUUACAGUUAAACAAAAAAGUUGGAGAUAUUUCCAGUGAACUUGUGAGGCAUUUUCUGAUUGAGUGUACCCACAAAGGAGUAAGAUUGAAAGGAUGUCCUAAUGAGCCCUAUUUUGGAAGUUUGACAGCUUUAGUGUAUCAACAUUCCAUUACCCCUCUGGCAUUGCCUUGCAAGCUACUCAUCCCAGACCAAGAUCCUCUGGAAGAGAUUACUGAAACCUACACACAAACGGCUGCAAAUUCAGCUGCAGAGCUUUUGAAACAAGGGGCAGCCUGCAACGUUUGCUACCUGAAUUCUGUUGAGAUGGAAUCUCUAACAGGUCAUCAAGCUGUGCAGAAAGCUUUGACCUUAACUUUAGCUCAAGAGCCUCCUCCCACCUCCACUGUGGUGCAUUUCAAAGUGUCUGCACAAGGUAUCACAUUGACAGACAAUCAGAGAAAGCUUUUUUUCAGAAGGCAUUAUCCAGUCAAUAGUGUUAUUUUUUGUGCUUUGGAUCCACAAGACAGAAAAUGGAUUAAAGAUGGCCUGUCAGCAAAAGUAUUUGGCUUUGUUGCAAGGAAACAAGGUAGUGCAACUGAUAACGUUUGCCACCUGUUUGCAGAGCAUGAUCCAGAACAGCCUGCCAGUGCUAUUGUAAACUUUGUAUCAAAAGUCAUGAUUGGUUCCCCGAAAAACUGAAGGCCUCCUGUUUUACUGAUCUGUUGGACUUGUAAGCAGAAAGCAUAUUUUCAGAUGAAAGCUGUGUGGCCCUCAGCAGUUCUUCUAGUGGACAUUCCAUCUGUAAAAUAAGAUAAAAGGAUUCAUUUUAUAUUUCAGUAAUAUCACCUGACCAUUUAAACUUCUGACAUCAAACUAGGAUUAAGUAAAUAAGGGAAUAGGAAGUUUGUAAGAUCCUGAGUACCCAAUUCUGACCAAUUUUUUUUUUUAAAAUCUAAAGCAUUACAAAGUUGAGAAAAUUGAAAUGAGCUUUUCUGGUUUUUAACUUGGGAUGGGGUGGGAUGAGGGAGAGUGGGCAUUCCCCUCUUUGGGCAUGUUGUUUUUAUGUGGAAUUUUUGCUGGAAUUUUGUAAAGUUAUGAGAGCAGAAAUUUGUAUGAGAAAAAUCUCAAAGAUCUCUCAGUUGUAAUGAAGGAAUAGGAUUAGGGACUGGAAGUGGAAGAUAUAAAGACUUGCAAGUUUAUUAUUAUCUUUCCUUAAUUCUUCCUUGCAAAUUCCCAGUUUGGGACACUUUUAAAAAGUUUUUGUUCCCUUGAGUAGGUUCAGAAGUCACAUGCUACUGUUCUGAGCACAUUUGUAGUGAACAGUGGGUUCUUAAGCGAUUAUAUAAAAUUGUUCUUUUCUUUUGUUUUGAGAUCCUUUGUUGCAAGUGCCCACUUUCAGUAAACAUUUGCUUUUGCAUAGAUUUUUGCUUUGGUCCUAGCAAAUUCCUAGAUUUCUUCUCUUCAUAUUAAUAUUAGAGUGAUGAACAUCAAAAUUAUAAUGGAAAAGUGUAUGUAGGAAAUUGGGGCAAGUUUAUUUUGGAUGGUGUAAAGAAAAAGAAAAAGGAGGCUUGUCUAGUACAUAUAUUGUAAGAAAAAUUGUAUAUUUGUUGAAUGAUAAAUGGAUAAUUAGGGGGAUGUUUAAAAGAGGAUAAAGUGAUUCAGAAAUUUUAUGAGGAAUUUUAAGAAAAGCCUUUAAUGAUAGCGUAUAAAAAUGAAGGCUUCAUUACCUUAUGUGGAAUCUUCCAUCUGGACUUGGGAGGGACUAGUCCAUACAAUAUACAGAUUUCCUGUGCACAAUGCUAGCUAUUUGAUUGAUUGUGUAUGCUGUUUCUGCUGUACCUUACCCCUGCUGUUAUAUAUUGGCCUAUUUCUGGGGUGUCUGUAAAUUAUCAGAACCUGUUUAGUGUGGGCGAUCCCUGCUAAGCUACCUCUCUGGUGCUUAGUGAAUGCUAUGAUCCGUGCUUCAGUGCUAUCUUAGUCCUUUCCAGCCACUGGUAGAAUUUCUCGAUGUCUGUCACAUCAGUGUCUGUCCUAUGCAGAGUUUUGCCUUUCUGUAGCAUUUUGUCUGGUUGAUCUUCCUCCUAUGUUUGCCUCAGGCCUUCUGUCAACAGCUCAUUUUUGGAUAUCAUAUUACUGAUGUACUCCUAGGUAUUCUGGACAGUUUUGAUAUUGACGAGACAUGUUUUGCCUUCUGGGUGUUGGACUUUGGAUGGAAACCUCCAUACCUUGUGAGGAGUUUCUGGGUCAUCACAUUGGCAGCAGUCUGCUUUGGCCAGCUCACGAUAUCAGCAAUAUUACAUAUAUUAUUAGCUUGUGACAAAUUAUUUAUAGUGUAAAACAGAUUUGGGUCUGUUGAAUAAAUGUUUUAUUUCUAUAUACUUAAAUGGGGUUUGUCAUAUAAACACACAAACACUAUUUUUUAAAAUAGGAUAUUUCUGCCAGACCACUUUACACAAAACCAUUAUGUAAUUUUAUCAAUACACAGAAUAUUUUGUUCAUGUCUGAGGGGAGGAAGCAGUGUUUCAUAUUCUGGCUUUAAGAAUAACCACACAUCUUUUUAGAGAACAAACCGUGCAUAUUUUUUAUGUUUCAAGAAACAAUAAAAAACUUCAUCAUUAUAUUCUGAAAAUGAAUUUUUACUAAUAUUUAAAAAAAAUUAAAAAAAUCUUGAGUAAAUUUUAAAAUGGGAAAAGGAAGGAAAUCUUAUUUUGGGUCCACUUAUCAUAUUUUGAUAAAUGACAUACUCUGAUUUGACAAUCUAACAUACAUAUCAUGUGACCAAAUAUCACAAAACAGAAUAUUACUAUAUUUUUGUAUGGAUUGUGGUGAUUGUUAUAGUCUGCUUAUAGAGUAUAUACUUGUAUAUAGCCCAAUGAUACCAGAAAUUAUUUGUAAUGAUUGUGUUCCCAUAUGUGAAUGUGUAUUUGCACAAUUGCUGAUGGUAUGCAUGUUUUCCAUUUCUUUGCACCGUAGUGGUAUAAUCUAGCCAUACAAGAAGGGGGGUUGGGGUGGGGGGUGAAAUAAGAAAUUUAAACAUCAGUAUUUCCAGUGGCUCUAAGGAAACUGGAUGCAAAUAGUGGACAUAAGAUGUCAGAAUUGCAGUUGUAAGAAGGAAAGAAAAGUAUCUUUUGUCUGUUCUCUGUCUGUUCUCUCUCCCCCUCCCCUCCUCACACUGUUGAGAAUAGGUGUAGAAUUUUUCUUCUGGGCAGAUAAAUUAUCCAGUACUUAUUUAACGGGGUAAUGAAGUCUUAUAGAAAAAUUGGGUGCAAUUUCAUAAGCAGCAUAUGGUAUUCUUGCAUUAUUUCCCAAGUAUCAGAGAGGUUUGAAUGAUUUGAGUAAUGUGUUCACCCAUUUUCUCAUUAAUUUUCAGUCUUUCUAGCUUCUUAUGUUUCCAUUAAAUUCCAAGGAUAUUUUAGUAGUUGCUAUUGCCGCUUCUAAUCAGGAAUCAUUGCUUUACAGAGAUAGUUGGAAAAUUUCUCCUUCAUUUGGAAAAGUAGUUGUCAUAUAUCCACAAUUUUAAUGGAAAAUGUUUAUGCCCCAUAUUAUUAUAUGUCUCAUACCGAGAGAUACAUAAGCGAUUACAUUCACAUAUGAAUAUUUGUUUAAAGUGCUGAUUAACUGCAGUGACUAAUCAGACUGCAAUAAAAUGUGUUUUGGAUUCUACAGAUGUUAAAUCUGUUUUCUAUAAUUUGCUGCAUAAAUAAUAGAAUCUGAGAAACUACAGAUUCAAGGUCAACUAAUUGUAAUCUACAGAUUGUCCUUGAAUAACUGAUGGGCAUUAACAGAAACAGGCAUUUUUGAAUGAAACUUAAUAUUUUAAUAAGCAUCAUACACAUCAAAACCAUCUUCCAAUAAAUGAACAAAUAAUUAUAUUGGUUAUUAUACAGGUUCUCUCUGUUUGCCACACCUACACAUUUUCUUUAAAACAACUGAUGGAAAAUUGAUACUUUUUAAAAAAAUAUUUCAUAUGGAUAGAUUAAGAGGUAACAAAAAUGAACUUGUAACAAAAUACAACAAUGGUCCAAAAUUUUGAUAAUUGUUCAAAUUUCACAAAUAUUGUAUGUUUUUACUUUAUGGACUAUGUUAAAUAUUAAAAUAUUUAUGUCACCAAACAACUGAUAAUAUCAGGUGUUUGAAAUCAUGACAGGAAUAAACAGUGGAGAAUAAGGAAAUAGUUCAGGAUUUGAAAGAAAUGUCUUUGAUCUAUAUUUUACUCAAGGUCUUUUCUACUUAUAAAUUGCUCAUUGCAUAUUACUGAAAG